Messenger RNA from Cucurbitaria berberidis CBS 394.84, 2535 nucleotides. RefSeq lists its product as uncharacterized. Gene Ontology annotation, biological process: regulation of transcription by RNA polymerase II; DNA-templated transcription. Gene Ontology annotation, molecular function: zinc ion binding; RNA polymerase II cis-regulatory region sequence-specific DNA binding; DNA-binding transcription factor activity, RNA polymerase II-specific. The coding region runs from base 1 to 2535 and encodes 844 amino acids. The transcript has 4 exons. The record is from RefSeq and is a predicted model, not a curated record. NCBI's taxonomy places the organism in Eukaryota, Fungi, Ascomycota, Dothideomycetes, Pleosporales, Cucurbitariaceae. Gene Ontology annotation, cellular component: chromatin.
AUGUGGAAGGAUUCCACUGGCAGAAUCGUCACUAAGAAGCCUACGUUGUCGAGCGGCGUGCAAAUACCUCAACCUACUACGCAGCAGCCACAUGACGUGGACCCACUUCAGUCAUUAUCAGACUUUGUGCCCUUCUCAAACCAGGAGGAAGGUGCCCCAAUCUCGCCGCCUAGCUCACAUAACGCCUCGCUUAGCCAUUCCUGGGAAGAUCAUGAUUCUGGCACAGGAACAAACUUUCCUUCAACCACAUUGGACUCAAAUCUCCUUUCUUCAUCGGAAUCGUACUCGCCAAUAGACCAGAGAUUUUGGUCUACGGAUCUGUCGCAGCCUCUGCCUGAGCCGUUGGCCUCUACUGCAUUCGGCGAUGCUCCCUUUGACGAUAUCUUCAACCCGGAUACGGCGAGCUCAUUCAACAACCCAUUUACCACGAUGAGCAAUUAUAAUUGGCUCUUCGACAUGGACCUUCCACGGUCUGGUCAAUUUCAACAAGCCGCUGUGCAAGAACCGUUCACUGCAUUUGCCUUGAACACCACUACCAUCUCACAACCAAGCCAUGCCUUCGACCUUCAGCUUGAUCAUGUGAACGUUGACAAGACUUUGUCGACAGUCGGUCAUUUUGGGUCGCGGACUGACUCACCACAAGAUCAUUCACCGUCUGCAACACUGAUCUCGCCGCAACUUAGUGACGAGGUGCAGAAGAAUGCCCAGGGUAAAGUCAACCAGCAAUCGAGGCUCGAGCUGGAAAAUGCUCCAGUGUCCCCUGGGAUAACAAACCCGAUACCGCACGCCGGGGUAGUCCUCGAUGUAGAGCGUCCGAUGUCGAUGCUCUUUCCGUCAAAAAGUCUACCCAUCAUUGAUGAACUGGCUCGCCAACAAAUGCUAGACCUGGUUGAUAUCACGCAGCCCACUGCACCAGAUGGCAGUAUUGUGAUGCGUGAUCACACGCUACUUACCCUGUCAUGUUUACAAACAUAUUGUGAUCUCUUCUUUACGCGCUUCAAUACCGCUUACCCUCUUAUACACAUGUCGACGUUCGACCCCUCGGAGGUGGACACGCUACUUUUGAUGUCAGUCCUUCUACUUGGGGCCACAUAUGGCGAGAAGGAUGCCCAUCAGCUAGCUGUUUGUAUUCACGACGUAUUGCGGCCGCAAAUAUUUGCGAAUGCUGGAUUUUCGGCGAAACCUAGUUUAUGGGUCCUGCAAACGAUUUUACUUGUUGAGUGCUUCGGUAAGAGUAGGGCGGGGCAAAAGCAGCACGAGAUGUCUCAUCUUUUCCACGGUUUAUUAAUUAACUUGAUUCGGCGGAGUGACUGCCAGAGUAUUCGCCCACCAACAUUGGCUGAUGCCACUGAUGAUUUGGAGGACGACUGGCGAACAUGGCGUGAAGCCGAACAGAUGAAAAGACUUGCAUUUCUAUGCUUCAUGUGGGACACCCAGCACGCAGUACUGUUCUGUCAGUCUCUCUGCAUGUCAGCUUUCGAACUUCGCUCGAACCUUCCAUGCGACCAGUCAUUGUGGGAGGCGGACUCGGCUGAGACCUGGCAUCAGUUGCGCCAAAAGCAGCCUACUCCUCCCAUAUUCCUGUCGUGUUUGAAGAUGUAUCUCCACCCGAAUGCUGCCACCGUACCCAAGAACAUGAACGCUCUGUCAAGAUCGCUGCUCCUGCAUGGUCUAAUGUCCGUUGCAUGGGAUAUGCAGCGGCGAGAUCAGACGUCCCUAGGCGUCAUCGACACCAAUCCCCUGGGUAACUGGCAGACGCGCCUCGCCACGUCAUACACGACAUGGCACAAUGACUAUACAGACUUCUGCAACCAGUAUCUUUCCCGCCUCCCUUCAUCCGAUCAUUACCUCGCCAAGGAGUUCCAAGUCUCUCGCACCGCUACCCUAGCCCUCUACCACGCCGCUCAUAUUCUCCUUUGCACACCCUUUCUCGAUCUACAAAUCUACGCUGGCUCGCGACAUAUUCUCGGCCGGCCAGUUGCGCGCCAGGACUACGCACGCUCACAACGCGCUGUCAAGAAAUGGGUAGCGGAAAACGUGCACGAAGCAGGAAAAGCCGUUUGGCAUGCCGCAGCGCUCGUAAGCGAAGGUGUCGACAUUCUCGAUGGCGAACUGAGUUUUCAUGAUGUCGGCGGUGGACGCUUAUGGCACCACCCUUGGGCUGUCUAUCUCGGCACACUCGUUGUCUGGGGCGUGUGGUAUGCACGCCCUGUCCCUCCUGUUGCAACAGAUCAAUUGCCCACUCACUUAAAGCAUCUGGAUGAUGAGGAAGAUGAGAUUAUCUGGGAUCCCGCGGCAGAAAUGAAAAGCCUGCUUGGCGCGAUACUCCAGAGUGAGCCGGAGAAGUUGCUACAAAGUGGAUAUCAAGGAGGAAUCGCGGGUGGGAUGGGGAAGAGAGGAACGAAUGGCCUUGCUGCAGUGGUUAGUAGGUGCUUGAGUAAAGUUCGAUGGGCGGUUGUGCACGACGGAAUGAUAGUGCUUAGAGGCUUGGUGCAGUGGCGUUUGGUUGGAGGGGGUGGACUCGGAGGACCAUAG